AUGCGGAUACAUGUAGAUGUUAACAACACGUUGCAAGGUCACAAAUUGCUUUUGCUAUGCCCUUGGCGGGUCCUGCCUGAGCAUCUUGACCACCUUCACAAGCGAUUUCCCGAUCUUGCCAUAGAAUCUCGCCGGCAGUCGUGGAAUAGUGUGCUUGACUGUGACGACAAUCCAGAGCAGCUAUGGAAGGAUGUGACAAUCCUGGUCACAUGCAGCGCACUGCCCAGUGCCGAACAAGCCCCCAGGUUGGAAUAUGUUCAACUCUUGACGGCGGGCGCGGACCCGGUAUUGAGAAAGCCCAUUUUUAAACAAAAGACAAUCACCUUUUGUACUGCAAACGGAGUACACGGACCUCAGCUUUCAGAGUGGGUGGUUGCUUCAUAUCUCGCCCUGCAACACAGAUUUCCAACCUACUGGAAGCAGCAGAGCCAAGGAAGAUGGGCUAAACUCGAGGACGUGCCGGAUGACUCUGUCGGCAGGCGAAUUGGAAUCUUGGGGUAUGGUAGUAUUGGGCGACAGACAGGCCGCGUUGCCAAAGCACUAGGAAUGGAUGUGCAUGCUUACACUCUCCAUCCACGCCCGACCCCCGAGUCACGUCGCGAUAAGGGCUAUACGCCUGUUGGGCUUGGAGAUCCAGACGGCACCCUGCCAAGUAAAUGGUUUUCUGGAAGCUCGACUCAAGAGUUGCACAACUUCCUCGGCUCGGGCCUCGAUCUCUUAGUUAUAGCUACUCCUCUAACUGAAGCUACGAGGGGGCUCAUAGCCGAGGCCGAGUUCGAAAUCUUGGCCAAGAACAAGACGUUUGUUUCAAAUAUAGCUCGCGGUCCUGUUGUUAACGCUGAUGUUCUGAUUCGAUCAUUGAACAAUAAUUCAAUUAGGGGCGCGGCACUGGACGUGACAGAUCCCGAACCACUCCCAGAUGGCCAUCCACUUUGGACAGCCAAGAAUGUAAUCAUCACACCGCAUAGAGACUAA
Molecule: messenger RNA, 975 nt
Organism: Metarhizium brunneum ARSEF 3297
Lineage: Eukaryota; Fungi; Ascomycota; Sordariomycetes; Hypocreales; Clavicipitaceae
Source: RefSeq, a predicted model, not a curated record